This is a messenger RNA of Penicillium alfredii, 1881 nucleotides long. RefSeq names its product F-box protein. Lineage: Eukaryota; Fungi; Ascomycota; Eurotiomycetes; Eurotiales; Aspergillaceae. Bases 1 to 1881 code for a protein of 626 amino acids. The transcript is spliced from 2 exons. The record is from RefSeq and is a predicted model, not a curated record. Gene Ontology annotation, molecular function: protein binding.
AUGACGGGCACCUCACAGGUUGCAGACCCUCUCACCAUUCUACCGCCAGAGAUUGUCUUGCGUGUCUUGGAAUUCGCGUCAAUCUCUACCCUCGCCUCCCUGACCGCAGUCUCGAACGCCUGGCACCAAUUUAUCGACGUCACUCACCAAGAAGCCAUCUACGGCUCCGAAUCCAAAACCACCCAACCACCCAAUGGUGCCCGUGACUUGUCAUUCCUCUCAGAAACCAGAAGCUUCUACAAACUCUUCAAGGACACGGAAUCAUGGAAGGAUGUCUGCAGGCGCCAGACGCUGCUCGCUCGCAACUGGGCCAAGCAGCACCCAGUUAGCCAGGAGUCGGUGUUGCAGGUCGGCAAUGCCCCUAUUUGGCGGUUCCGUGCCGACUUCAAGCGCCGAUUCUUUAUAUCCAGCUCCCAUGCCGGUGGUCUGAACGUCACGGAUAUGGAUACGGGCCAGAUCCUAUGGCGACUUCCCUCCACGCGGGAUCGUGAUGAGGAUGCGGUUCGCCCAUACGCGCAUCUGGAGUAUCAGGAUGGAAUGGUCGUGUUUGACCGCGAAGGGAAUGCCGUUGAGGUCUGGCAGGAGGGUCUGGAAGGCGCAGCACGUGGAGAGUUCCGCCGCAUUGCGGUCUUGAACCAUGGUUGCCAAACGAGAGGCUUUCAAUUGUCAUUCUGGACGCUCUGUGUGGUUUCUAACCAGGGACAGGGCUUUGUGUAUGACAUGACGCAGCGACCUCCCAAGUUGACCACGCACCUGACGAUAGAGCGAGAUGCCGUCGGCCACCUAGAUCAGAGCUCAGACGUCGUCAUUUACUCCAUAGGCGCACGAGGCUACUAUGCCUAUGACAAGACGUCUGGUGAAUUCCUCGGUAUCUUGCAGCCGUCCCAUUGCACGGACAAAUAUCACAUCCGUCCUCCUGCCCGCCGACCUUCUUCGGUGGGUGCGGCGCUGGCCGGUGCUGCGCGACAUACUUUCGGGGAUCGGUUUCUCCCUUCUGGUGCUUCUCGCACAGACUACCUGGACCCGAUCAAACUCGCCAAAGGCCCUCUCCCACCACCCACCGACCCUGAACACGUUUGGCACGAAGAAAACGAAUGGGGAGCAGGCAUGCUACAGGGAAAUCUCUUCGUGGGCUUCUCCCGCGCCGGCCGUGUCUUCGUGUGCUCGGACUGGCGCAAGGCACUCCGUGACCAGGCCAGUCUGGCUGCUCACAGCUCUCUCAUCGAAUGCGAGUCCGAUGGGUCCAGCUUUGACCUGGGCGGUUGGUUGUCUGUGCGCAACCACCGCAUAAUGUUCGAAAUCCAAGACCGGAUCUAUGUCGUCGCGCUCGACGACAACAACAAAAUCCAAGAUGUUGAGAAUCCCGCCCGCGCAUCGUACUCGCUGCUCACCAGCUUGGCGCCACAAUUUGACGUGCCGGUCAGUUACAUGACGCUGUGUGAUGAUGCGGUCAUGACCACUUAUACCACCCUCGGCCGGCGUCAACAACUCCCGGACCUCCCCGGUGGUCCCCCACAACACGAAAACCUCGCUCGCAUCUUCACGACCAAAGCCAUCCGCAUUAUCGGUCUCGCCCCUGAAUUCUCCAAAGACAGGAAUGUUUCGACCGCCGGGGCUGACUCUUCUGAAGAUCCAACAGCGGUGAGUGGAGGUCUGUCGGAUCCCACCCGGCAGCCUUCGCCGGCAGACGCGCUCUUGCAAUCACAGCCCGGGCUAUUGCAACUGGUCGCCAUGCUGGGCGGUGAGCUUGGAGACGAGGAUGAAGAUGAAUUGGAGGUCAUGGUUCCGGGUUUGAAUGAUGAUGUCGAUGACGAGUGGGAGGAUGAGGAUGAAGACGGGCAUGAGGAAGAAGAGCAUGCACAUACGCAUGAUGGACCCUAG